Rhizoctonia solani is the source of this 3774-nucleotide messenger RNA. Its product is annotated as 3-methyl-2-oxobutanoate hydroxymethyltransferase. The transcript is spliced from 28 exons. The record is from RefSeq and is a predicted model, not a curated record. Gene Ontology annotation, molecular function: 3-methyl-2-oxobutanoate hydroxymethyltransferase activity; heme binding; monooxygenase activity. Lineage: Eukaryota; Fungi; Basidiomycota; Agaricomycetes; Cantharellales; Ceratobasidiaceae. Gene Ontology annotation, biological process: pantothenate biosynthetic process. The coding region runs from base 1 to 3774 and encodes 1257 amino acids.
AUGCACUCCCAAUUACUGUUCGCGCUUGGACUGUAUUCGGCGUUGGCCACAGGGUCUCCAUUACACCCUACACGAUCCGACCCAUGUGCUGCGAUAUCCAAUUCAACUUGGGUCAAGCCCUCGGAGCUCCACUCUUGCUUUUCGUAUUUCCCUUUUAAUACUACACUGAGGGACAAUAUCGUCGAUGUCCUUAGUAAAACAUUCGAUCAAUUCCAUACCUCAACCAGGUUCCACCUGGAUAUGCCAGAGCCAUACAAAGAUAUCACAAUCGACAUUCUGGGCGAGCUCCAGAGAAUCAAACAGUCGAUUUAUUCAUUAGAUUUUGAGCUGCACCAAGACAUCAGGACAAUUAAGCGGCUCGGAGACGGACAUGCCGGGUACAACAACUACUGCUACGAUUCCCUGUUUAUCACAUACCUCCCAUUCCCACUUGCAGUUCUCGCUCAGCCCGGUAAUGAGGACAUUCAAAACAUUCACAUCGUCCCCGAAGCCUCCGAAAUCGUUAGGAAAGAGUUGGGGGUGGUGCACUCAAUAUCUGGCACUCGGCCCUGGGUCGAAAUCUAUCAGACUUCGACGGUGCUCGAUCGUUUCAAUUCAAGGACAAGACCCAUGGACCACGGUCGACGCUUACGCCGCAAUCUCGGAUACCAGGUUAUCGAAUGGUCUAUCGCUCACCCUGGUCCGAAACGGAAGUACGACCGAGGAAACGUACAACGUGCCUUACUUGUCCCGAAAGAGCGUGAAAUUAGGAACUUUACCAACGCCAGCGAGUUGUGGGACAACAACUGCCAAGCCAAGGUAUCGACCAAUGGAAGAUCCCUGGUCGAUCGUAUUAGUGUGGCGCAAGCAAAAACAACCUCACCCAAGGCGGGGAUCGCCCAUCUCUCGGAAGAUCCUUACAGCGUCCCAGCGCGAUUCCAAAGCGAUCCGAUAUACCUCGAGUCCACCGUGGCCGUCGGCUCGCCGUCUCUAGCUUGGUCAACGACGGCCCACAAUUCGACAUCACGCUUCCCGAACACCUGGUCCCACGGGGAACGUGAGCGGCACGGGCGAUAUGCAUUGCUUUUCAGGCAACUUCAGCAGAAUGCUCUCGACGGAUUGGACGCGGUCAAAUCCAAGGGGGCAUCCAGGCUCUUGAUUGACGUUACCAAUAAUGGCGGUGGUACGAUUUGUCUCGCAUCAUGGUUGCACCGUGUGCUUGCCGGACCCGAGCCUGGACUUGACUUUCAGCCUGGUAUGAACGGUAGUGUUCGUGCACGGGAACUUCCGAGAAAAAUAGUAAAUUCCAUUACGAGCGACAGAACUGGACUAGGCGCGCUGGAAUUAAUCGAUUCAUUUUAUACGCCAUCUGAAUGGAAAGAUGUCGACAACAAGACUUUCCCAGCGAAUUACAACUGGCUCGAGCCUGGCCUCGAUAUACAAAUUAAUGGAAUCGCUGAUUUGUUCUCACAAAGGAUCGGAGACACCUGUCUCCCGUUCCACUUGGACCCUCCGACGACCAGACCUUUCGAGUUUGAGAAUAUCGCAAUUAUGAGCAAUGGAAGAUGCGCUUCAUCAUGCAGCCUAUUUAGUAUUCUUAUGCAUACAAAGUAUAAUGUCAAAACGGUUGUGGUGGGUGGCAAGCCAGGAACCACUCAGCAAUACUGCGGUGUCGUGGGUGGACAAUCGUCCAACUUUGCUCAGAUGGAUUCCGAGCUGAAAACCUUUGGGUUGAAGAAAGAGCCGCUUUCCCCACCGGACUUCUUGACCAUAGUUUCCAGGGUAUUACCUGGAGACUGGCUUUCUCGCCUGCUGAUUCAAGUACAUUCGAAGAGUUCAAGUCGCAUCCAGCUCAACAUGUGUUCCCUCUUCUUCCCAGCACCUAUACAGCGCUGGCGCAGCAAAGGGUACCAAAAAUCACAUGGUUUUCCAUCCCCGAGGUCUUUCCCUAUCGUCGGAAACGCCUUUUCGAUUCCCUCAGGACCACAGCACAUGGCAUUUAUGACGCUUGGAAAGCAGCUUAAUACGGAUGUAUUCCUCUUGAAAGCCUUUGGACAGUCCACCUUGGUGCUAAACUCCGCACAGGCGGCCUCAGAACUUCUCGAUAAGCGUUCAGCAAAGUACUCCGACCGUAAUAUUGGGCCAAUGCUCUCCGAUCCUAGGCUUAUGGAUUGGUCUGCCGGCGCUGCGACAGCAAGAUACGGUGACCUAUGGCGACACUAUCGUCGAAUGCUCAACAACUGGCUUAACGCGCGUGAGGUCGUUCAAUUUCGCAACUUGCAGCAACAUCAAGCUCGAUUACUACUUCGACGUUUGCUUAAACUCUCGGAGCACUCCAAGCCAUUUUAUCAAGUUCGUGAUGAAUUCUUCUACGCCAUGGCAUCAACUAUGUUCCGACUUGCAUAUGGAUACCACCUACAGGACUUCAUCGUCAACGUGGCCCCCAUUCUUGCCCAUAUUCCAGAUUGGUUCCCAGGCGCUAGCUGGAAACGUGUUGCAAAAGAAUGGAGAACGAAUAAGCAGAAAGCCCUCGACGAGCCGUACGAGUGGGCAAAAUCACAAGUGGUGCAUCUCAGGAUCCGUUCUGCUUCAAACCAUAAGCUGGUGUCGGAUCUGAGCACUCAGGAGCGAGAUAAACGGCUAAAGGAGCUAGCAUUUGUAAUUUAUGCAGGAGGGACAGAUACGUCCGCGAGCCUCUUGGUUAGCUUUGUAGCUGCUAUGGUACAGAACCCCAGCGCUCAACUUCAAGCACAAAAAGAGCUGGAUCAUGUGUUAGGACCAGUUACUCUUCCAACUGUAACGGAUAAAGAGCGUUUACCGGCAAUGUCUCGUGACGAAGCUUAUUAUCCAGAUCCCGAAGUGUUUGACCCUAACAGAUACCUUGACCCAGAGAUUCCACAAGUACCCGGGUUUGGAUGGGGAAGGCGCAAAUGCCCCGGGACCUAUUUUGCAGACAACUCGGCAUUCAUCUCAAUUGCAUCACUGCUAUCAGUUUUCACCUUCUCAAAGAAGCUGAGCGCAGAUGGGCAUCAGAUAGAGCCAUCAAUUGAGCAGAAAAGCAACUCCCUAGUACUCUCCGACUUUCUUGCACUUUCAGCAGGCGAAGCUGCGACUUACAUAAACCGGCUUGCCAUAUCUACUGCGACACAGGAAUAUAACCGCUCGAUGUUAACUUUCACUUCACCGACUGUCUUGGGUUUGGCGAGACAGCAGGCUCGAACUUUCUUCUCACGAAGAUGGAUGAGUUUAUGGUCCGAGGUAAAGGAGAUUGCCUCGCGUAAAAAGGUUACAAUCCAAAAUCUCCGCUCUCUCAAACAAAAGGGGACACCAAUCACAACGCUUACGGCCUAUGGUUAUCCUAGCGGAGUGCGGUGCGAGCGUGCGGAUAUUGAUAUCACAUUCGUUGGAGACAGCUUGGCCCAGGUAGCCCUUGGCUACGACGCGACGACACGCCUGACACUCGACGAGAUGAUUCACCAUGUCCGCGCCGUCGCCCGAGGGUCUCAUUCUUCGUUCUUAUUAGCAGAUAUGCCUUUCGGAACUUACCAUGCUUCAGUAGAGGACGCCAUCCGUCCUGCUGUACGGCUAGUUCGUGAGGGUGGUGCCGAGGGGGUCAAACUUGAGGGGAGACAAGAAGUCGCGCCUAUCAUCAAGGCACUAACAAGCAUCGAGAUACCAGCCAUGGCACAGGUUGGAUUACUUCCGCAGCGAUACGCUGCGUUAUCCGGGUACCGAGUUCAGGGAAAGAAUGUUGCGAGCGCAAUCGAACUACUUCAAGCAGUGAAUGAAUGGUAG